Messenger RNA from Phytophthora sojae, 964 nucleotides. RefSeq lists its product as hypothetical. Gene Ontology annotation, cellular component: membrane. NCBI's taxonomy places the organism in Eukaryota, Oomycota, Peronosporomycetes, Peronosporales, Peronosporaceae. The record is from RefSeq and is a predicted model, not a curated record. The transcript has a single exon. Bases 1 to 882 code for a protein of 293 amino acids.
AUGUACGCGCCCGUGGACGUGGAGGCGGCCAAGCUGCAGACGUUAGCGCAGCCCUCGCCCGGCGCGCGCGCUCGCUCUCCUCGCGUGCGCGUUCGCCGCGUGCUGGCGGCCGUGGGGGUCGCGGCGCUUGGCCUGACGGCGGGAAUGCUGCUCUUCCGCUUCGUGCGCAGCGACGACUUCGACCUGGUGGUGCGCUGGCUGCAGACGCACGAGGCGCUGGGCGCCGCGCUGUACGUGGGCAGCUUCACGGGCUUCGUGGUGCUGUGCUUCCCGUCCACGGCCUUCGAGCUGUUGGCCGGCUACAUCUUCGGCUUCUGGCUGGGGCUGUUGCUGGCCACGGCGGGCAAGCUCGUGGGCUCCGUGCUGUCGUACGCCAUCGGCCGCUACCUGUGCCGCCGGCGCGUGCACGCCUACAUGGCGCGCGGCCACCCGGCGCUGCAGGGCUUCCAGAGCCUGCUGCGCAAGCGCCAGGUGCUGGUCGUGUUCCUCACGCGCGUGGCCUUCUUCCCCAUCGCCGUCAAGAACUACGGGCUCAGCGUGCUGGACGUGCAGUUCCCCGUCUUCUUCGCGGCCGCGCUGCUCACGGGGCUGCCCUUCUCGGUCAUCUGGGUCUACUCGGGCCACGCGGUGGAGAACUUCACGGCGCUGCUGGCCAGCCCCACGGCCUCGAGGCAUAGCACCGAGAUGGUGCUGCUGCUCGUGGGCGCGGGCAGCGCGCUGCUGCUGCUGGCGGUGGUGGGGAUCUACACGCGCAAGUACGUGCUCGGGCUCGCGGAGGAGGAGAAGCGCGAGGGCGCCAUGGCAGCGGACACGGCCCCCACCCCGACGGCAGCAUCAAAGCCCGUCUCAGUCGAAGCCACGGCCUUCGCCAACGCUGUAUGAUACGGAGGUAGUGGGAUUCUUCCUGCUUACUUAUACCCUGUAGUGAUUGUUAUGUAGAAUGUGGAAUAGUACCCUUUGCUGG